AUGUCCACUUUCAAAGGUCUGCAAAGAUUAGAAAAGUUUGUUAUAGGUAAAGACAAUGGAUCUAAUAUUAAAGAAUUAGGUAAGCUUCAAAAUCUGCAUGGUCAUCUUGGUAUUAGAGGACUUGAGAAUGUAAUAAAUGUUGAAGAUGUUUCAAAAGCCAAUGUGAAGGAUAAGAAAUGUCUCACUAGUCUGAGAUUAAAAUGGAGCGGUUAUACUGAUGAUCCACUUAAAGCACGCGAGGUUCUUGGCAGGCUCCAACCUCAUUCAAAUCUCAAGCACCUAUCUUUUGAAAAUUAUGGAUGUUUAAGUUUCUCACCAUGGGUUGGACAUCGAUUAUUUUCUUGUAUAAAAAGAAUUGAGUUGUCUAAUUGUAAAAAUUGUUAUUUGUUGGCUCCACUGGGACAGUUAACUUCCUUGGAAGGCCUCAUAAUUCGUAGAUUUGAGAUGGUGGAGAAGAUUGGCAAUGAAUUUUACAGCGAUAGUGAUGGUGAUGGUUCUUCCUCUUCUGUGAUCACUAAGCCAUUCCAAUCCUUAAAAAAGUUAAGAUUUUCAAAUAUGGUAGAGUGGAGGGAGUGGUCAUUGGUGGAAGUGGAAAGUGCUGUUUUUUCAAAUGUUAAGGAGGUUUUUUUGUCGGAUUGUCCGAAGCUAAAAGAAGCAUGCUUACCGAAUAAUCUUCCAUCGUUGGAAGCUCUUCAAAUAUGGGAAAGUGAUCACUUGGUUGCCUCACUCUCAAUGUGUCAAUAUCCGUCACUGGGUUUGCUUAAAAUACAUUCAUGUCUAAAGAUGAAGACAUUUCCGAAAGAAAGAUUGCCCUCCAAUAUUCAUACCAUUCAAAUUGACCAAUGUAAUGAAUUGGUUUUGCUAUCAAAAGAAGGAUGGCCUUUAAAUUUAAAAUCACUUGAAAUUAGAUACUGUAAAAAGCUAUUUGCGCACACCAACAGCAUGAAGUGGAAUCUAGGAAUGCUUACAUCUCUGACAACCUUACAACUCUCGUCGGUAGGUGAAGUGGUGGAUACAUUUCCAGUGGAGGAAGGAUAG
Molecule: messenger RNA, 1038 nt
Organism: Ziziphus jujuba (common jujube)
Lineage: Eukaryota; Viridiplantae; Streptophyta; Magnoliopsida; Rosales; Rhamnaceae
Product: putative disease resistance RPP13-like protein 1
Exons: 1
Coding region: 1-1038 (345 amino acids)
Source: RefSeq, a predicted model, not a curated record